AUGGGAUCCCGAAUCCCAUCCCACCAGCUCAGCAACGGGCUCUACGUCUCGGGGCGGCCCGAGAACCCGAAGGAACGGGCUCCGACAAUGGCGUCCCGCUCCGUCAUCUACACCGGCGGGGACGUCAAGAAGUCCGGUGAGCUCGGCAAGAUGUUCGACAUUCCCGUCGCCGAUAACCCUCCCUCCCUCAAGCCCUCCCGCCCCUCCUCAUCCUCCCAGCACAACUCCGGAUCCGUCCGAUCCGGACCCAACUCCGGCCCCAUGAACCGGCCCAACUCUGGCUCCGGACCGAUCAAGAAGACCUCCGGUCCCCUGACCGCACUAGCCCCCACCGGGCUCAUCACCUCCGGUCCUAUCGGCUCCGGCCCCCUCGGGUCGACCCGGAGGUCCGGCCAGCUGGAGCCAAUGGGGUCCAUGAAGGCCACGUACGGGUCGGCCGUGACGAACCUGGGGCCUCAGAAGGUGAGGGUAGGGUUUAGGGUUUCCAGGUGUGUGGUGUAUUCUUUCCUAGGGCUGGUUUUGAUGUUCUUGGCGGUGGCUGUCUUCUUGGGGGUGGUGAUGAAGAAGGUGGUGAUCAUACUGGUGGCGGCGGGGCUGCUGGUCCCGGUGGUAGCCGCGUGCCUUUGGAAUUUGUGCCUGAAAAGGAAAGGUCUGUUAGGGUUUGUGAAAAGCUACCCAGACGCGGAGCUCAGAGGCGCCACUGAUGGACAGUAUGUGAAGGUCACCGGGGUUGUUACCUGUGGAAGUAUACCCUUGGAAUCAUCUUACCAGAGGCAGCCCAGGUGUGUGUAUGUCUCCACAGAACUAUAUGAAUACAGAGGAUGGGGUGGCAAGUCUGCAAAUCCUGAGCACCGGUUCUUCUCCUGGGGGAUUAGACAUUCCGAGAAGUAUGUGGCUGAUUUCUAUAUAUCAGACUUCCAGUCUGGUCUGAGAGCCCUGGUGAAGGCUGGGUAUGGAGCUAAGGUCUGUCCGUUCGUGAAACCAUCUACAGUUGUUGAAGUCACAAAGGAGAACAGGGAUUUGUCACCAAGCUUCCUGCGGUGGCUUGCUGACCGAAGCCUUUCUAGUGACGAUCGCGUAAUGCGCUUAAAAGAAGGGCAUAUCAGGGAAGGGAGCACUGUAAGUGUCAUGGGUGUGGUUCGACGCCAUGAUAACGUCCUAAUGAUUGUCCCACCAUCUGACCCGGUCUCCACGGGGUGCCAGUGGGCCCGCUGCCUCCUACCCACGUAUGUCGAAGGACUCAUCUUGACUUGUGAAGAAAACCAAGAUGCAGAUGUCGUGAAUGUGUAAAUAAUAACCCUCUCCUGUCGAUUGUCCUCAUCCUAAUCUUUUCUCCAAUCCUGUUCACUCCCGGAGUAAAUACUCAGCGAAGGCUUACAAGGAGGAAAUAGUAGCAGAAGAAGGAUCUGCUCAUCUAUUCCCUUACUUUUUGAUUUGCUUUGAAGUGUAAAGUAAAUGCAGAGCUAGGAGGCUGAAGGGUCUCGGUAAUUACAAUCAAAGAUCGUAUAGCAUAGUUUGAGAGAGUUUGUUUUAUGGGUUUUCGGAGAUUGUUAAUUCUCAAAAUGGGGAUGGAAAAGGAAGAAUAGAGUGCUCACUGCUCUUCCCACGAAAAUCUCAAGAGGGAUAUUGUAUGUAUCCUUUGAUGCUUUUGCACACUCAGUUUGGCUGAUUUUAUAUGUACAUAAAGUUUGCUGAAGCUGCUCUUUUCAACGGAGUUCAGAAGUGCUCUGUUGGGCUGU
Messenger RNA from Punica granatum (pomegranate), 1739 nucleotides. The record is from RefSeq and is a predicted model, not a curated record. NCBI's taxonomy places the organism in Eukaryota, Viridiplantae, Streptophyta, Magnoliopsida, Myrtales, Lythraceae.